AUGCUCAUAUUGCGAUCCUAUGCACAUGCUUCAAUAUUAACGAUCUUCACAGCCGACUUCAACGCCAUUGCUCAGCAGUUCGUCCAGUUCUACUACAAGACCUUUGACGAGAACCGCGCUGGUCUCGCCUCCCUCUACAAGGAGACUUCUAUGCUCACCUUUGAGUCGGGAGGAACUCAGGGUUCAGCCGCCAUUGUAGAGAAGCUCCAGAACUUGCCAUUCCAGCAGAUACAACACCGCACCGAUACCGUCGACGCCCAGCCUUCUGCCGACGAUGGUAUUCUUGUUCUGGUGACUGGUGCGCUUCUGCUUGGAGGCGAGGACAAGCCAAUGAGCUUUACUCAGGCUUUCCAGCUCAAGAACGCCGAAGGCAACUGGUACGUUCUGAACGACGUUUUCCGUCUGGUAUACCCCGCCGCAUAG
Alternaria atra is the source of this 423-nucleotide messenger RNA. RefSeq lists its product as uncharacterized. Gene Ontology annotation, biological process: protein import into nucleus. Gene Ontology annotation, cellular component: nuclear pore central transport channel. The record is from RefSeq and is a predicted model, not a curated record. NCBI's taxonomy places the organism in Eukaryota, Fungi, Ascomycota, Dothideomycetes, Pleosporales, Pleosporaceae. The transcript has 5 exons. The coding region runs from base 1 to 423 and encodes 140 amino acids.